Molecule: messenger RNA, 1411 nt
Organism: Mya arenaria
Lineage: Eukaryota; Metazoa; Mollusca; Bivalvia; Myida; Myidae
Product: transcription cofactor vestigial-like protein 2
Exons: 4
Coding region: 62-934 (290 amino acids)
Biological process (GO): regulation of transcription by RNA polymerase II
Cellular component (GO): nucleus
Source: RefSeq, a predicted model, not a curated record
UUAUCUCGUAAGAAGAAUUCUGAGGAAUUGCAAUCCACGAGUACUUUAAGUGCCGGUCGCGAUGAGUGUCGAAGUUAUGUACCAACCGUAUAGUUCUGGUUUUGGAUAUCAAAGAAAUAAUGAGCAUUCUAUGCAGUCCCUGUGCCUACCGAAGUCCCAGGAGCCGCUAGAUCUCGGGUUAUACCCGCCACCAUCCAGCACCCAUGGGCACGCACUCCCGGGUCCCAACCUCGGGUCACACGUGUCCUCCUUCGGGCUCCACCCUUCGAGCAGUCUUGGUCACCAUGGAAGCGGGUCAGCGGGCCCGCCCUUGGGCCCCCUCAAGGAGGAAGAGAAGGUGGAGCAGCCGAAAGACACCCAGUUCAUCAGCGCCAACUGUGUACUCAUGACCUACUACAGUGGGGACAUCUCCUCGAACGUGGACGAACACUUCUCCCGGGCCCUCAGUCAGCCCAGUAGCUACAGCCCCGAGGGCAAGACCAGUAAAGACCCGUCGUUGUUAUGCUCACGAAAGUUACCACCGUCAUUCUGGAACAGCAAUUACUACAGCGGACACGGUUCAUUCUAUUCCGACUUCCAGUUCCCAUCCGGACCUUACUCCACUUCGUCCCUGCCCGGAUUCUCCGGGUUCCAGGACCCCUGGUUCUCCAGAUUCUCGUCACAGUCACACACUUUCCACCACAGACCAGUGCACUAUGACUUCCCUUACCCAUCCAUGAGUGCUAGCAGAUAUAAUUCAAACAUUGGCUCUUUAUUGUUACAAUCUGCCAGAUCAGGACAUUUUUCUGCAGGGGAUUAUGGGAAAUCGACCGAUUCAAAAUUCAGAUACCCGGAUUAUAGAUUGGGGACAGAAUACCCUACACAAAAUACAUUUCCAGGUCUAGAGGCGACUGCAACAGAAACAUCAGCAGGAAGGGACUUAUAUCUCUACUGAAAAAAAUGUUGUUUUAAAGUUAUCUUAAUCUCUGUAACUCACCACCACAAGUGUGAAGUCUAGCCUGCCAGGACCCGUCGUGCAGCCCGGACGCAAACCAGGGGGAAAACGCCGACCGCGGAGACCCUCCGAAAAACCAAAUCAGUGCUCUGGUUUUCAAGCUGAUAUUAAUAGUGUGGAGUUUGAAAACAAAGAUGCUAUGUCAUGAACAUUUGUUCCAAAUAGUGCUAUUCAUUUCCCAUACCAUUUGUACAACACUUACACAAUUUGAUAUCAUAGUGUUUAUAUGAUUGUAAUGGUGAUGAGUAAGCGAAAACAUAGUGAUAAUUUUUAUUAUGUGACUUGUUAUGUGUGUAUUUGUUUGUACAUAUUGCUCAAAGUUUGACUUAUAUAUUUAUAAAUAUGUUUCUUCUUUGUAUGUAUAUUGUAACUAUUUUCUUAUGAAGAAACUAGAUAGAAAUAAAAGAAAUAAUUAUU